Prosopis cineraria is the source of this 1508-nucleotide messenger RNA. Its product is annotated as seed biotin-containing protein SBP65-like. NCBI's taxonomy places the organism in Eukaryota, Viridiplantae, Streptophyta, Magnoliopsida, Fabales, Fabaceae. The record is from RefSeq and is a predicted model, not a curated record.
GAACAUAAAGCGAUCGCUUGUACAGAAGAAGUUGACGACAAACAAUGGCGUCGGAACAGGUGUCUCGCAGGGAGAACACGACUACCGAGAGGGAGGUUCACAUUGAGAAGGAUCGAGUCCCCAAGAUGACCACCCACUUCGAGCAUCUCGCUGAACAGGUCAAGGAAGGAUCGGAUACCCGCAAGGGAGUAUUCAGGAGAGAAAGAAUCACAUCUACCUUGGAAGACAUUUCCAAAUACAGAGGCCAAGUCCAAGAGAACACAAUGGAAGCUAUGAGAGCAGCACAGGAGCGGUAUGAAAGAGCAAAGCAGGCAGCUAAUGAGACAGUCGGUUCUACAACCCAAACAACUCAGGAGAAAGCUGCACAGCCAAAAGACUACACACUAGAGAAAGGCCAACAAGGCUAUGCUACUGCAAAAGAUACCAUCUCAAGCGCCACUCAGACGGCUUCAGAUUACACCUCUCAAGCAGCAAAGGCUGCUCAAGCUAAGGACGUGACAUUAGAGAAAGGCCAACAAGGUUAUGCUUCUGCAAAAGACACCAUCUCAAGCGCCACUCAGACGGCUGCAGAUUACACCUCUCAAGCAGCAGAGAAGGCGAAAUCUGCAGGUAGCACUACUACUCAAUAUGUUGGAGAGAAAGCUGGUCGGGCUAAGGAUGUCACUCUGGAGACUGGCAAGACUGCUGCUGAAUAUGCUGGAAAACUGGCGGCUGAUCUGAAGGACAAGGCGACUGUGGCAGGGUGGACGGCGGCGCAUUAUUCGACGGAGAAGACUGUGGAAGGGACAAAAGCGGCGGCGAAUAUUGUUCAGGGAACGGCGGGGUAUGCUGCUAAUAAGGCCAGUGAGCUUGCAUCCAAGUCAUUAGGUGCUGUCAAAGGGUUAGCUGCUAGAGCUGGGGAGACUGCUAAGGAUUAUACUGCGAGGAAGAAGGAGGAGGCAGAGAAGGAUUACGAAACUAAAACGUCUCAACCACAGAUUCUAAUUGAUUUUUCCUUUCCCAUGAAAGGAGUACAAGUUAGUGUCAUGUCAAACUUUCUUAUGACGGUUUCACUUGAGGAAACUGAGCGGAGGCCAUCAUCUGGACAAGAACAAGGUCAAAAAGGAGGAGGCAUGUUCCAAAACAUCACUGGAAGCUUUCAGGAAGGUGGUGGGAUUGGCGAAACUAUAGGCCAAUAUGCCCAAUCCACUAAAGAAGCAGUGGGAGAUUUUGCGCAGACAAUGAAGAAGCCAUUAGAUGCAGCUGCACAAGGAGGAAGCGAGGUGAUAGGAGCAGUAGGUGAAACUGUAGGUGAAAUCGGACAGACAAUGAUCAGACCAGCAGAGAGAGCCUCAGAACAAGUUCAGAAAGGUCAAGCAGGAAGUGGCUUUAUCGAUGCUAUUGGAGAAACCAUAACAGAAAUAGCACAGACAACCAAAACCAUGGUUGUGGGAGAUGAUGAUGAAAUAGAAUCAGGCUCGAAACAGAACAUUGGAUCAGAUUUGAUCAUGGCAACCAAGGAGGGUUGA